AGUUAUAACUACUAAUCCAGUUUAGCAGGCAAUAUUAACCAGGUGAAAUUGUGUCAUUUCUCUUGCAUUCAUUGCACGCGGAGUCAGGGUAUAUGCAACAGUUUGGGCUGCCUGGCUCAUUGCGAACUAAUUUGCUAGAAUGUUACGUAAUUAUGACAUACAUUAAAGGAUGUGCAAUGUAACAAGAAUAUUUAGACUUAGGGAUGCCACCCGUUAGAUGAAAUACCGAACGGUUCCGUAUUUCACUGAAAUAAUAAACGUUUUGUACUUUCGUGCGUUUUGCCAGCAGCUCUUUGCAAGCACAGCGCUGUUUAUGGCUUCAAGUCUAUCAGCCUAAUGGCUGGUGUAACCAAUGUGAAAUGGCUAGCUAGUUAGCUGGGUGUGCGCUAAUACUGUUUCAAACGUCACUCGCUUUUAGAUUUGGGGUAGUUAUUCCCCUUGCGCUGCAAGGGCCGCGGAUUUUGUGGAGCGAUGGGUAACGAUGCUUCGAGUGUGGCUGUUGUCGAUGUGUUCCUGGUUUGAGCCCAGUUAGGGGCGAGGAGGGGGACGGAAGCUAUACUGUUACACUGGCAAUACUAUAGUGCCUAUAAGAACAUCCAAUGGUCAAAGGUAUAUGAUAUAAAAAUGGUAUAGAGAGAAAUGGUCCUAUAAAUACUAUAUUAACUACAACCUAAAACCUCUUACCUUGGAAUAUUGAAGUCUCAUGUUAAAAGGAACCACCAACUUUCAUAUGUUCUGAGCAAGGAACUUAAACUUUAGCUUUUUUACAUGGCACAUAUUUUACAUGGCACACAUUCUAACAUGGCACAUUACUUUCUUCUCCAACACUUUGUUUUUGCAUUAUUUAAACCAAAUUGAACAUGUUUCAUUAUUUAUUUGAGGCAAAAUGUCUUUUAUUGAUGUUUUAUAUGAAGUUAAAAUAAGUGUUUAUUUUUAAAUAAAAUAAAAAUAGUCUGAUUUUUUAAAUCGGUAUCGGCUUUUAUGGUCCUCCAAUAAUCGGUAUUGGCGUUGAAAAAUCAUAAUCGGUCGACCUCUAGUCCAGAGUAGUGAUGCUGGACAGGCGGGCAGGUGCGGGCAGCGAUCAGUUGAAGAGCAUGCAUUUAGUUUUACUUGCAUUUUAGAGCAGUUGGAGGCCACGGAAGGAGAGUUGUAUGGGAUUGAAGCUUGUCUGGAGGUUCGUUAAGUGUCCAAAGAGGGGCCAGAAGUAUACAGAAUGGUGUCGUCUGCGUAGAGGUGGAUCAGAGAAUCACCAGCUUCAAGAGCUACAUCAUUGAUGUAAACAGAGAAGAGAGUCAGCCUGAGAAUUGAACCCUGUGGCACCCCCAUAGAGACUGCCAGAAGUCCGGACAACAGGCCCUCCGAUUUGACACACUGAACAUGGGGCCGUGCAUUAUCAUGCUGAAACAUGAAGUGAUGACGGCGGAUGAAUGCCACGACAAUGGGCCUCAGGAUCUCGUCAUGUUAUCUCUGUGCAUUCAAAUGGCCAAUUCUAAAAUGCAAUUGUGUUCUUUGUCCGUAGCUUAUGCAUGCCCAUACCAUAACCCCACUGCCACCAUGGGGCACUCUGUUCACAAUGUUGACAUCAGCAAACCGCUGGCCCACACAACGCCAUACAGUCUUCCAUCUGCCCGGUACAGUGAAACUAGGUUUCAUCCGUGAAGAGCACACUUCUCCAGCGUGCCAGUGGCCAUCGAAGUUUCAUCAACCUUUGGGGUGACUGGUCUCAGACGAUCCUGCAGGUGAAGAAGCCUAAUGUAGAAGUCCUGUGCUGGCGUGGUUACAUGUGGUCUGCGGUUGUGAGGCUGGUUGGACGCACUGCCAAAUACCCUAAAGUGAUGUUGGAGACGGCUCAUGGUAGAGAAAUUAACAUUCAAUUUUCUGGCAACCGCUCUGGUGGACAUUCCUGCAGUCAGCAUGCCAAUUUCACUAUCCCUCAAAACUUGAAACAUCUGUGGCGUUGUCUUAUUUGACAAACUGCUAAUUUUUGAAUGUCCUUUUAUUGUUCCCAGCACAAGGUGCACCUGUGUAAUUAUCAUGCAGUUUAUGAGCUUCUUGAUAUGCCACACCUGUCAGGAGGAUAGAUAAUCUUGGCAAAGGAGAAAAUCUCACUUAACAGGGAUGUAAACAAAUGUGUGCACAAUAUUUUAGAGAAAUUUGCUUUUUGUGCAUGUGGAACAUGUCUGGGAUCUUUUUAUUUCAGCUCAUAAAAUAUGAGACCAACAAUUUACGUGUUGCGUUUAAUUUAUGUUCAGUAUACUAUGGCUUCAACACUAAAAUAACAGCAGUGUUUUGAAACAACAAUGGUUUCCCUUGUUCAAAGCAUUCUAGGCCUUUCUUCAUUGUUCUCCAUUCGUUGAAGCCGUCUGCAUGAGCUCUGCUUCAGUAGAUGGGUAUAAGCCAUACUGAACAUUAUUUCAGCUUUAGACUUUGUGAAAAUCAACGUAGAAGCCUGCAGCCAGAGGUGAGGAGAAUGAGCCAGAAAGAGGGUCUGAGGGCCAACUCCUCUCAGUUCACUCUGGAGGGAGAGCCCUUUCGCAUCCUGGGGGGCUCUAUCCACUACUUCCGCGUCCCCAGAGCCUACUGGGAGGACCGGCUGCUGAAGAUGAGGGCCUGUGGGGUCAACACUCUCACCACAUAUGUGCCAUGGAACCUUCAUGAGCCAGAGAGAGGGGUUUUCAACUUCCAGGACCAGUUGGAUUUAAAGGCGUACAUCAGCCUAGCAGCAGAGUUGGGGCUCUGGGUGAUUCUGCGGCCAGGACCCUACAUCUGUGCUGAGUGGGACUUAGGAGGGCUCCCCAGCUGGCUGUUACGUGACAAAAACAUGAAGUUGAGGACAACCUACCCUGGCUUCACAGAAGCAGUGAACUCUUUCUUUGACAAACUCAUCCCAAUAAUUAAGCCUCUACAAUUUAAAGAGGGAGGCCCCAUCAUUGCAGUUCAAGUGGAGAAUGAGUAUGGCUCAUAUGCAAAGGAUGAACACUACAUGCCUUUUAUAAAGGAGGCUCUACUAUCCAGAGGAACCAAUGAACUCCUGCUGACAUCAGACAACCGGGAGGGGCUCAAAUGUGGAGGAGUGGAUGGAGUUCUCAAGACGGUAAACCUUCAAAGACUGGCCUACGGAACAAUACAAUAUUUAGCGUACAUGCAGCCCCAGAAACCUCUGCUUGUAAUGGAGUACUGGUCUGGGUGGUUCGAUGUCUGGAGUGAAUCUCACCACGUGUUUCCAGCAGAGGACAUGUUGGCUGUGGUGUCACAGAUACUAGAGCCAGGUGUAUCCAUCAACCUCUAUAUGUUCCAUGGUGGAACCAGCUUUGGCUUCAUGAAUGGAGCUGUGGCGAACCUUGGCACCUACAAACCUCAGGUCGGCAGCUAUGAUUAUGAUGCACCGCUAUCCGAGGCUGGAGAUUACACCACCAAGUAUCAGCUCUUGAGGAAUUUAUUCAGCCAGUUUCACAGUGAGAAGCUUCCUGAGGUUCCCUCUCUCCAGGCCAGGAGAGUGUAUGAGCCUGUCAUCAUUCAGCAGCAUCUGUCACUGUGGGAGAGCCUGCAGUUUACUGAGAAGCCCUUGAAGUCAGAGGAGCCUGUCAACAUGGAGAACCUUCCUGUCAACAGUAAUAAUGGUCAGUCCUAUGGCUACACUCUAUAUGAGACCACCAUCAGCAGGGGAGGCCUUCUGAACUCCAAGAAAAAUGUUAAAGACAGAGCCCUGGUGUUUGUGGACAGACACUUUGUUGGUGUCCUGGACUAUAAAUCGGUGGAGUUUGCACUGCCCGAUGGAAAGGGAGAGCGAACAUUGAGUUUACUUGUGGAGAACUGUGGAAGAGUGAAUUAUGGGAAAGCCCUAGAUGAUCAGCGUAAAGGUCUGGUGGGAGAUAUUGUAUUGAACCACGUGCCUCUGAAGAACUUUACAAUCUACUGUUUGGAUAUGAAGCCAAACUUUCUAGAGAGACUGAGUGCAACAAGCCAGUGGAACUCAGUCCCCCAGAAGCCUUCCUUCCCAGGGUUCUUCCAGGGUAUGCUGUAUGUGGAUGGCCAUCCCAGAGACACCUUCAUCAGACUGCCUGGCUGGAGUAAAGGAGUGGUCUUUAUCAAUGGGCAGAAUCUUGGACGCCACUGGUCCAUCGGUCCCCAGAAAACCCUCUACCUCCCUGGACCUUGGCUUAAAAGUGGAAAUAAUCAGAUCAUUGUGUUCGAGGAACAGAAAGCUGAUGACAAAUUAGUAUUUGUUGAAAAUCCUGAUCAUGGAAAAACAAUUGAUGUAUACAAAUAUCCAUUUUGUGUUCUGCUUUGAAAUUAUCCAUAUUUUAAAUAAAUUGACACAGCAAUUUCUUAUAACAUAGUAAUAACACAGUAAUACAAAAGCUAUGAUUACCUUAACACUUUGUAUUUAAUGUUGUUUUUGUGUUAUGGGAUGGGUCUACCACUGAAUGUGAUGAUAGAUGUAGUCUAGAGCACAGUCAUAAGGCAAGUUACAUACACUACCGUUCAUACGUUUGGGGUCACUUAGAAGUGUCCGUUUUUGAAGGGAGUAGUACACAACAUUGUACAAGCUCUUCAGUUUCUUGACAAUUUCUUGCAUGGAAUGGCCUUCAUUUCUCAGAACAAAAAUAUACUGACCAGUUCCAGAAGUAAAUAUUUUGUUUCUGCCCAUUUUGAGCCUGUAUUUGAACCCACAAAUGCUGAUGCUCCAGAUACUAAACUAGUCUAAAGAUGGCCAGUUUUAUUGCUUCUUUAACCAGAACAACCGUUUUCAGCUGUGCUAACAUAAUUGCAAAAUUAUUUUCUAAUUAUCAAUUAGCCUUUCAAAAUGUUAAACUUGGAUUAGCUAACACAACGUGCCAUUGGAGCACAGGAGUCAUAGUUGCUGAUAAUGGGCCUCUGUACGCCUAUGUAGAUAUUCCAUUACAAAUGUUUCCAGCUACAAGAGUCAUUUACAAUAUUAUCAAUGUCUACACUGUAUUUCUGAUCAGUUUGAUGUUAUUUUAAUGGACAAAAAAAUAGCUUUUCUUUCAAAAACAAGUACAUUUCUAAGUUACACCAAACUUAUGAACGGCAGUGUACAUAUAUUAAAAGACAAGACAUUGAGUGGUGGAAUGUAGACUUACAACAAAGAAAGGUGAUAUGGAAGAGAUAAAGGACAACCAAGUUCAAAGGUAAAAUGCAGAUGUGUAAAACAUUCAAGUUCAGUACCUUACUCUAGUUGUCUGGAUAGGCAGUGUUAUUGUCCAUCUAAAAUGAAAUAUAGAUGAAAAAACAAACCACUUGAUUGUACAUUUACAGUAUUUGUCUUGAGUACUGUUAGGCAUACUUUUGCUGUUAGGUUGACUAAAAAGGUAUUUCAUUGUAUUUAGAUGAACACAAUAUAGUUUGCAGCGCAUCUUAUGCUCAUCUUGAAUGGUAAAGCUCAGGUUAUUAGUGUGUAAACAUUAGCCUACAAUAUUUUUUGAACUGGUCAUUUUAUUUUAUCAUAAAUUCUUUGUUCUUCUUUGUAAUAACUUUAUAAUAAUCUGGCACGCCCCUUUGUGUAUUAUAUUUUAUUUGAUGAAUUGCUUGUAUAUCAUUGAUUUAAAAUCAUUCUUAUUACAGAUUAUCCAUUAUAUUGACCUCUGGUUAUCAUCUAUCCUGAUUUGCCUAUUCACUUUUACCCCUACCUACAUGUGUUGCCACUGUGUACGUCAUUCAGGGCAGGUUAGGCUUGCCUGUUUUGCAUGUUAUUUCGGCAUUAGUACAUGUCACAUAUCAGUUUGCAAACAAUGUAACAAAAAAUGUAUAUAAUUUGAGUUAAUAAAGCCACAAACACACAUGGUU
Messenger RNA from Oncorhynchus masou masou (cherry salmon), 5808 nucleotides. It is a transcript of the gene glb1l2, whose product is annotated as galactosidase beta 1 like 2. The transcript has 20 exons. Gene Ontology annotation, molecular function: beta-galactosidase activity. NCBI's taxonomy places the organism in Eukaryota, Metazoa, Chordata, Actinopteri, Salmoniformes, Salmonidae. The record is from RefSeq and is a predicted model, not a curated record. Gene Ontology annotation, cellular component: vacuole. The coding region runs from base 2387 to 4291 and encodes 634 amino acids. Gene Ontology annotation, biological process: carbohydrate metabolic process.